Molecule: messenger RNA, 1500 nt
Organism: Exophiala mesophila
Lineage: Eukaryota; Fungi; Ascomycota; Eurotiomycetes; Chaetothyriales; Herpotrichiellaceae
Exons: 8
Coding region: 1-1500 (499 amino acids)
Biological process (GO): regulation of DNA-templated transcription
Cellular component (GO): nucleus
Molecular function (GO): zinc ion binding; RNA polymerase II transcription regulatory region sequence-specific DNA binding; DNA-binding transcription factor activity, RNA polymerase II-specific
Source: RefSeq, a predicted model, not a curated record
AUGCCUCAAGACAUGAACACCGACGCGCGCACUUCCAUUUCAGCCGACCCCUCAUCUCCCACCAGCUCGCGCAAUCCAGCCCAAUCCUCCACUUCUGAGCAGCCAAAGAAGAAGCGCAAAGUGAAUCAUGCCUGCGUCUAUUGUCGGCGAUCCCAUAUGACUUGCGAUUCUGAUCGACCCUGUAAAAGAUGUAUUAAGAGAAAUAUUGGACACCUGUGUCAUGAUGAACCAAGAGAAGGACAUGGUCAUCAGAAAAAGACCAAACCUGAAUCCGAUGCCGCCGCCACAGAAGAAUCCUCCCCACAAGCCGAAGAAUACGCCACAGCAGCACCGACUUUGGGCCCUCCAGCUCUUGUGGACGAAACCGGUCAUGACCUGCUACAGACUGACAACCUUCAUCUGAAACAUUCUCCAGAUGCCCCUAUGGCAGUCGCCACCACCACGGCGCCAGGUCAAAAUGCGGCCAUGAAUGGUAAUACACACAAUCAAUUUGGAUAUAACGAACACUGGCGAGGCAUGCAGGGCAUGCACGCUUUUCAUCCAAACUACAUGUUCAAUGCAAACGAAGUAACGGAUGAAUAUAAUCUGCUCAACGACUUCCUCAGUACCAGUCUCUUUGAAGAAACCGGAAUGUAUUCCACCGAUGAGUUCCGUGGGCCUUUCAACGACCCCUCAUUUAUGAAUGCCGUCGCUGAAUCAACGUUGCCUAUGCCAGCACACGACAAUCUGACGAACCCGAAUCAGUCCGCCAAUUUGCAGCCAAACCAGACUAAUGUCGCCCAAGCUGCUCUCAUAUCUCGGCCAUCUAGUGUCAAGCCUGUCUCUGACAAGGCGCGAGAGAAGUACUAUAUGAUGGCAGCAGAUCCCACUGGUGCAGAGCCUCCCGAGGAGCGCAUGCAAAAACUGCUCAAAGCAAAAUACGAUGCCGGAAUGCUACGGCCGUUCAAUUAUGUUAAUGGAUAUGCGCGGCUUAACAAGUACAUGGAAAAGAACAUGAAACACUCCUCCCGGCACAAGAUCCUUAUGCAGUUGGACCAAUUCCGUCCCAAGUUCAGGGAAAGGAUGCAGAGUUUGACCGAUAUCGAGCUUGUCUUGGUGGAAAUGUGGUUCGAAAGAAGCUUGAUGGAAUAUGAUAGAAUCUUCGCCAGCAUGGCCAUCCCGGCCUGCUGUUGGAGGCGUACGGGUGAGAUAUUCAGAGGCAACAAGGAGAUGGCACAGUUGAUCCAUGUGCCAAUCGAGUCUCUGCGUGAUGGCAAAUUAGCCAUUCACGAGAUUAUAGUGGAAGACCAACUGGUCAGCUACUGGGAGAAGUUCUGUGCCAUCUGCUUUGACCAGCAGCAAAAGGCUAUGCUCACAAGCUGCACUUUGCGUUGUCCACUCCCCAACUCUGAGGUGGCGGAAAUUCCAUGUUGCUUUUCCUUCACCAUCCGCAGAGACAACCACAACAUACCCUCUUUGAUCGUGGGCAAUUUUCUGCCUAUGAGCCCAGCAAAAGUAUGA